AUGUCUGACACCCGUGUGCCCAUUCAACCUUUGAGGAGGGAGGCUCACGUCCUAUCAACACAUUUAGAAUGCGUUAGGCAAAGCAAUCAACUACACGGGACACAUCUGUUGCUGCAAACGUUUUUGCAUCGGCGUCAGCACGUGCUCUCGGUGUGUAAUGACGACAGGCAUAAUGGGGACACCGUAUUGUGA
Molecule: messenger RNA, 192 nt
Organism: Opisthorchis viverrini
Lineage: Eukaryota; Metazoa; Platyhelminthes; Trematoda; Opisthorchiida; Opisthorchiidae
Exons: 2
Coding region: 1-192 (63 amino acids)
Source: RefSeq, a predicted model, not a curated record